Racocetra fulgida is the source of this 372-nucleotide messenger RNA. Lineage: Eukaryota; Fungi; Glomeromycota; Glomeromycetes; Diversisporales; Gigasporaceae. The record is from the annotation of a GenBank genome assembly.
UUAAUGAACGUCAAGAUGGUAAAAUUGAAAUAAAAGAUCCUUCUGAAUAUUCGUUAAAAGGUAUAGAUAUGGAAUUUGAUCUUGAUGAUGAACAAUUAUUAGAAACAUUAAGAAAACUUUGUCCGACAUUAUAUGGAAUAUGUGAAGAAUGUCAGCAGCCAAAUACAGGCGAAUCAUGGUGUCUUAAAAAUAUUCAUGAAAGAAAUUUAAUUCAUCAAGAUCUUCAUGGGGGAAAUAUCGUAAUGAGAUCAAAAACUUUGUCUACGAUUACAGAUUUUGGACUUUGUAAACCUGUAGAUUAUUAUGAAACUCUUGAAAACAGUCAAAAAAUUUAUGGCAUAAUCCCAUACAUGGCACCUGAAGUUUUACGCA